GGUCAACAAACUGACACAAAGUAGUCCAAUUUACUAGCAUUCACUACAACCCAUCUCAAUAAAAAAAAAAUUAUACUCAGGAACCUCAGCUACACGUGCCACAUUGUGACAAUGAGGCCUACUAAAUCUGGAGGCAAUCUGCAAUCAAUUCGACGCCAACAGGGCUUCGCCCCAGCAGCCAUGUACCUCUGAGAACACCAACGAGCCUCACUUGAAUUUGAACCUGAGAUAUGCAACUCCUAAACCUUCACUGUCGUGGCAGGUUUACCGUUAGACAAUCUUACCUUUGGUCAACCCAUCUCAAUAAUAAAUCUACAGGUAGUUUGUUUUUAAGGAAAAGAAAAAAAAAAAGUUCAAUUUAUUGGAGGAGGCUGAAAUGGAUGUUUAGGGCGAUAAAUCCCUAGAAAACUAAAUAAUACAAACCCUAUUCGGAAAUGAAGAAUGUACCCACCAAAAUGGUUACAAUGUUAUCAUACAGAGAAAUUUUACAAUGCUAUAUAGUAUUGGUGCUAUAGGAGUUUGCCUUUAUGGUACAACUUAAAAUUGUACAUUUACGUUACGGUACAACUUCAGAUUGUACCUAUACUUUUUGUACAAAUUCUUUUAUGGUACAACUUGAACUUGUACUUUUAUGUGAUAGUACAACUUCAAGUUGUAAAGUUGUACCAUAACAUAAUGGUACAAAUUGUUUUAUGGUACAACCUAAACUUAUACAUUUAAUGUUAUGGUACAACUUUAAGUUGUACAUUAAAGCACCAAUACUAUAUAGCAUAGUAGAAGUGCUCUAUCAUACAAACUAAACCUUUAUCAUAAUAUAAAUGUACAAAUUUAUUUAUAGUACAAUAUGAAUUCAUACUUUUAAUUUUAUAUGAUACGUAAUUAAUUUGAAUUUCAAAACCCCAAUACUUUAGAGUAUAAUAAAAGUGCUCAAAUAAUAGUUUCUCGAGUCAGGAUCAAGGUUGUCAACCCGCGGGUUGACCCGCGGGUCGACCCACUUUGACCCUGACCCGGUGAGAAAAACGGGCCAUACGCACCCGCCGGGCCGACCGCUACAAGGUAUCGGGUUGGAGGUCAAAUUGUGUAAUUUUUUUCUUUGAUUUGCGAAAUGCGCCUAUUUUCCGAUUUUUCUUUUCGCCUAACUCAAUCUUUGGAAUCCUAAGUUGACCAUUUGAAUAUUUAUGUUAGAUAAGUGUGUGAAUUUUCACUAUAUGUUGGAUCUAAGUACGAUAUGUUAUUUUGGAGUAAUAUUAUAUGUUAUAAGUCAUAUGCUAGAUAAGAUUUGAUAUAAUUUAUGAGGAUAAGUACAAUAUAAUGACUUUUUCUAUAUUUCCGGGCAAAACCGGGCUAAAGCGGUUGACCCAUUAACUCUUGACCCACUAGCUCGACCGGGUCUGGGUCAACCCGCGGGUUGACAACCUUGGUCAGGAUCAAGUUAAAUAGGGACUUUUGGCUCUUUAAGAAGUUAAUUUAUUGGUUCGGAACUGUUCGCUCCACCUUUUCUCUUUCUAAAAUCUUAAAAGCUCUCACUUCUCUCUUCUUUUCAAACUUCAGAUAUGAGCUUGGUUGAGGGUUGCCGUCGGCGCCUCUGGCAAGCCGGCGGUAGCCCAUAGUUUUCCUUGCUUUUUAGCUGCUUCCUUGAUCUGUUGUUUCUUUGUGCUUCCGUUUCAGAGCUUUUUCUGGCCUCUUCUUAGAAGUUAUGUGUUCUCUUCUUCCUCACAUAUGAUCUUUCCAGAUCUGAUUCUUGAGAUGUUUUGUUGGUGACAGAGGGGGUUGAGUGUCCUGAAUACGCCUUCUCCUUCAUGCUUCUGUCUCUCCUCCAUGCUUCACCGCUGCGGCUUGGUGUUUCGGAGAUGUCUUGGGAAUCCUAUUGUGAUCCUCCCACUGGGUUCAGCUGCAUGGAGCUCGAAGGCGAAGAUCAUGCAUCUUGGGCUUUCGAUCGUCUUUCCUUGGUGCUCCCAUUGGUUUGUCAGGCUGUGGUCGCCCUCCGAGUUGGAUUUGCAGGUUUCUUCUUGCGGUUUCUCGCAGUCCGGCGGGUUCUGGUCGUCGGGUUCCUUCUCCUCUGGUGGCUAUCCUCUUUUCCGAUGGGUGUUUGUGGGUGUGUUGCGUUCCUCCUGGCGGCUGCUGCCUCUCCUUUGGAUUUUUGAUUGGUUGUUAGGGUUUUUUCAGACCAUGUUUUUAGGGCUGCUGCUUUAUUUGUAUGGGCUGAGUGUUUGGGCAUGUCCUUGUUGUAUGUUUCUUUCCAUGGGGUUUCGGCCCAAAAUCUGUUAUCUCUUGGGCAUGGUUAAGGAAACCGUACCAGAAGUCAUACCGGACCCGUUUAUGGUAGGGUAUUUUGUGGUAUGACCGUGAUUCAACCACUGUGUACCUGUAAAAUACCGUUUUAUAAUUAAAUAAUAUUUUUUUGUUAAAAAAAUCGUACUGGCAUAUUUAGGAUACCGUAUCGGAGUAAUACAGGAAUAAAAUCGGAAUAUAUCGGAUAACAUUCAUAAUUCUAAUCAAAAGGAAUUCGUUCCAAGGAAGAAGAAGAGCACAUAUGGUAUUGGUUAACAUUUCGGUUGGGCUAAGUCUUAAGCACAAGUGAUUUUCUCCUUUCAUUCCUCCUACAAACUAUUAAGGUUCUAUUGUUAAUCUGGGCUCAACCCUUUGAAAGCCCAGGUCGCUUCCGAAACAUGGAAGAAUAAAAAGAAGACUUUUGGAUAAGUCAUCCUAUCGUCUUCAUCGGUCUAUCAUCUUCAUGUAUCUCUCUCAAUUUCAUUUUCCCCUUUCCUUGAGAAAUCUAAUCCCUAGUUUUCUUGAUCCCCAUCUCGAACACAGACUCAAGCAGGCAUUGCGGCUGAAUAGGAGAGAAGAGGAGCAGCGACGGGGAUUGGCGCGUUCUUGAGCAGCAAGGGAGGGAGACUCAAGCAGGCGGCGCGACUGAGUAGGAGAGAAGAACAGCGACGGGAGGGAUCGGCGCCAAUCACCAGAGAAGACGCUCGACGGAGCGGGUUUCCUCCUUGAUUUCACCGGUCGCAGUCGCCAGACGGCCAUAGGAGGAUCGGCUGGGGAAUAAAGAAACGACUAGAGGAAAGGGCUCCCAAACCCAGAUUAGGGUUUUUGGCAUUCUUGGCCUCUGGCCGAUUCUUUAAAAAAAAAAAUGGCUCCGAAAACGGCGACGUUUUCCCUUGAAGUAAGCCUACCACCGGCUAGACCAAAAUCGAACGGUAUUUACUUUUGUACCGGUUAAGCCGGAAAAACCGACCGACACAAGAUUCUGAUGCAACCAGCCUACCGUAUCGUUCUUGGUUCGGUUCCCGGUUUUUUCGGUUGAACCGGCCGAUACGAUCCGGUUUCCUAGUCCAUGCUCCUGGGUUCAUUUUUAAUGAAUUUCCAAUGACUUAAAAAAAAGUUAAUUUAAUUCACUGAAUGGAAAGAGAACUCAAUGGGAAAUAUCUGAUGGUUAAUUACCGGAAAAAAAAUAACUGAUGGUUAAGGACAUGUGAGGUAAUUUGGAAGAGGAAAAUUAAACCACUCUUUGUUUUUGUUUUUCAAAUUUAUUUUUGAUUAAUAAUAUCUCAUGCUUAUUAAUUCGAAUUUAAGACGUUAUACGAUUUGACAUGUAAAGAUUAUAUAUAUAGUCAUAUUUUGAUGCUUUCCAUUUUGGGAUACCUUGACAAAAAAAUAUUUACUAUUAUGCAGACACUAGAUAUCUCAAUCAUAGAAUCUCUAGUCACUUGUGUGGAAACCUCUAAGCUAUAUGUUUUGAAGAAAAAGAAAAAAAAAACUUCAAACUACUGAAUCACUGGAAUAGGAAAGGAAAACGGUAUGGUAUGGUCCAGAGCGAAUCAUACAUAUGAUAUAUGAUCCAUACUGAGAAACUGGAUCAUAGACCAAGGAACAUAACAAAUAUUACACGGUCCAAGCCAUACCUACCACGUCUGUGGUCUGGUCCGGUACAGUAUGGACCAUGCAUACCAAAUUGAGCGUAAAAUGAACAUUUUAUUUAGUG
Messenger RNA from Linum trigynum, 3988 nucleotides. The record is from the annotation of a GenBank genome assembly. NCBI's taxonomy places the organism in Eukaryota, Viridiplantae, Streptophyta, Magnoliopsida, Malpighiales, Linaceae.